GCGAACCAAUUGGAACACGAGCGCAAGGCUUUCACCGCGGCCCUCGACGAGCGUUCCCGUGUCCUCCAACUCUCCACCAGCUUUCAUGCCUGCGCGGAGACCUUCUUCAAGAACCUGCCCUCCUGGGAGGCCAGUCUCUCGCACAUUAACGGCACCAACGUCAAUGACCUUAAUCAGGCCCUCAAGAACGUACAGGACUGGUGGCAAGAGAUUCAACGAGCCUACGAAGAGGCCUGCAUCGACGGACGUGCCCUGACCAAGCAGGUCAGCGUGCCUGUCUCAAACGGUUCGCACAACUCUCUCACCGCCACCAUCGACUAUUCCCAGUGCCGCAAACACUCUACUGAACUGCUGCACAAGGUAAGCAAGUUGACCGUUUGCGUUUAG
This is a messenger RNA of Dibothriocephalus latus, 387 nucleotides long. The record is from the annotation of a GenBank genome assembly. Lineage: Eukaryota; Metazoa; Platyhelminthes; Cestoda; Diphyllobothriidea; Diphyllobothriidae.